Molecule: messenger RNA, 5176 nt
Organism: Ictalurus punctatus (channel catfish)
Lineage: Eukaryota; Metazoa; Chordata; Actinopteri; Siluriformes; Ictaluridae
Gene: disp2
Product: dispatched homolog 2 (Drosophila)
Exons: 8
Coding region: 144-4583 (1479 amino acids)
Cellular component (GO): membrane
Source: RefSeq, a predicted model, not a curated record
ACACACAGUUUAUCCUCACCACAGAGACAUCAUUUAGAAACGUCUAGGACGCGCAGUGUUGAAUAAAUCUUAUAUUUAGGAAGGAUAUCAGCAAAGAAACGACAAAGGUUGAUAGCCAUUAGGUUUAAAAGUGGACUGUUAAUAUGGAUGCCGUCUCGGUCUGUGAUGAGCGCUGUGUGAUAAGUGAAAUAAAUCAGACGACGGCAGAAGGACCUGCUCCAAGUGAGAUCCCGAAGGUGUCAUUGUGUCCCCCAGACAGUGAGGAUGCAGAGUCUCCAACGAAUGAAAUUCCCAUAGAGGGGGAGCACAUAAACCAUCUGUCCACACCACCUUCCUCCUCUCAACUGUAUGACCAAGUGUUGCAGAGUCAUGCCUACCAGUCACCUCGACUCAAGAGAUGCCCGUGCUGCGACCACCAGCAGCCAAUCACAGACAAUGUCUGUCUGAAUCAAACAAACGUGUCUUCUCAUUCAGACUGCGCAAGCAAUGCUGUCAAGACAGUUCACAGGUGCAGUCCCUUCCACCAACCUAUAUGUCAUAAUACAAUGCAGUGUCAUUGGCUGCAAGGAUCACGUGAUGGCAGUAACUACACGCCUGUUCAGCAUCAUGUGGUGACAGUCAGGACUGAGAGACUUCACCGGAUCCCAAAGAACUACUCCCAAGUCAUAGUGGAAUACCCGAUGACAGUUCUUAUCUCAUGUGCAGUAGUCCUCCUUGCCUUCUCCCUAGCAGGGAUUUUGAUUGGUCCCCUGCCAGAUUUUUCUGAUCCUUUAGCGGGAUUUGAGCCACGUGGAACAGACAUUGGGAUUAGACUGGCAGCCUGGGCCAAGCUCCAGGAAAGUACUGGGCCUGGGAAAGCACUAUCUCUGACAUCUCAGCAGUUUGUGGACCAAAGUAUAGCACGAGAGGUCCCCAGUAAAAUCCAGCAGCACUUAAGACAUCGUCCAAGGAGAAUGCUACAUACAGACACUACUGAGAACGCCUAUUUUUGCAAUGAUCCUGGAGAUCACUAUGCCCAGCUGGUAUUCCGCUCAGGAAACUCGGACAGUCUGUGGAGUCUAAAGGCAAUCUAUUCCAUGUGCGAAAUGGAGCAAACCCAGAUACGCUCAGACGCACACUUUAAAGAACUCUGUCAGGUCAAAACAGAGGUUGUUGGCAACAAGGGUAAGGGUGAGUGCUGUCCAAGCUGGUCCCUGGGGAACUUCCUGGCUCUCCUCAACAACGUCUCCUCCUGCUUCAGUCUCACAGCUCAGCAAGUGUCAGACAGUUUAAGCUUGCUCAGAUACUGUGCCCCUUACUACCAUGAUGGAAGCCUCGUUGCAUCAUGUGUAGAGACAAGCAAAUAUGGCUAUUGUGCAUCUGUCCCCCCUCCCUGCAAGCAAUCCAACAUCAUCUAUCAGAUUCUACAUUACCUAGUGGAUAAGGAUUUCCUGGGGCCUCAGACUGUUGAAUACCAGGUUCCAUCCCUAAAAUAUAGUGUCCUGUUCCUACCAGUGGCAAAAGGAAAUGCAUUAAUGGAGAUGUAUGUAAAACAUCUGGAAGGUCAUGAGCUAACAUAUAACAAUACUACCAUAACAGGGAUGGACUUGGGGAUUAAGCAAAAGCUUUUCAAAUAUUAUCUCUCAAGAGACUCUGUCUACCCUAUUCUCACAGUUCUCGCACUGCUACUUACAAUGGCCUUAUAUCUAAGAUCAUUUCUUUUAUCAGCUAUGUCUCUGUUUGCAGUCACAUUAUCACUUUUGACAUCUUAUUUUUUCUACAAAGUAGUAUUUGGCCUAUUGUUUUUUCCACUUCUGAAUCUCAUGGCAGUCCUUGUCCUUUUGGGAAGUUGCUCAAACCAAGCAUUCACCUUUAAUGACUUUUGGAAGUCCCAACUGAGCCAUAAUCCUCCAGCUGCACUAGAAAAGAGAAUCCACCGUGUCUUACGGGAAAUUGGGUACUUGAUCUUGGUGUCUGGCUUAACAUCCAGCGUCGCAUUCUACUCCGGCUACAUAAGUAGCAUUACAGUGGUGAGGUGUUUUGCUGUGUAUCUUGGUAGUGCCUCUUUAAUCAACACACUUUUCGCUCUUGUUUGGCUCCCCUGUGCCAUUGUUUUGCAAGAGCGACAUGCUGCAGGAGCUUCCACCACUGCUUCUAAGCCAUCAUGGAAGCCAUGUUGCUCAAAAAAUCCUGGUGGAUUUUGGGACACAAGUUCAAGGAAGCGGUGCCUUUUCACAGUAGGACAGAAAUUUCGGGGUCUAAAACGUGGCCUCUCAGACACAUCAAAUCUAAUUUUCUCAAAAGUCCUGCCCUGUGGUGUGGUUAAGUUUCGAUACAUAUGGAUCUGCUGGUUUGCAGUCCUGGCUGCAGGAGGAAUUUACAUCUCAUGUGUAGACCCUGGCAUGAAACUGCCAUCCUCAGACAGUAGGGCAACUCAGCUGUUUCGUUCCAGUCAUCCAUUUGAAAGAUACGAUGCAGAAUACCGCCAUCAGUUCAUGUUUGAGCGAAUGAAACAAGGAGAGGAUGAGCCUAUGACUAUGACUCUCAUUUGGGGUGUCACCCCAGUUGAUGAUGAUCGUUUCAAUCCAAGAAGCAAUGGCUCCUUUACCAUGGACCCAGAAUUCAAUAUAAGUAGUUCGGAAGCCCAAGUGUGGUUGCAAAAGCUAUGUGGAAAAAUUAGAAACCAGACUUUUUAUUCACCGUCACCAGCAGACAAAGAAGCAGUGGAAGACAAUACUUGUUUUGUGGAAGACUUGAUUCACUGGCUAUCUACUCGCCAUUGUUCUGCAAAUGAGGAUGCUUUCAGUUUCUGUUGCAACAAUAUUACAUUCCCUUACCCGCCUAGUGUUUUCGAGCAGUGUCUCAAAAUGAUGGUGGACGAACAACAGGCAGAAACUGGUUCACCUAGGACCGGGGGCCUUCGUUUUGAUUCACAAAAUCGAAUUGCUGUCCUUGUUGUGGUAUUUAAGACCUCACAGCUUAACAGCUUUAACUUCAACAGAACUUCAAAUUUCUAUAAACAAAUCACGUCUUGGUUCAAUAAUGAGAUUUCUAGCGCUCCACCUGGACUGCGAAGAGGCUGGUUUGUGAGCCAAUUAUUGUUGUAUGACCUCCAGCAAUGCCUGAGCUCAGAGACAUUAGUAGUGGCAGGCUUUUCCGUAGCCCUUACAUUUGCAUCGCUUUUGCUCACCACUUGGAAUAUACCAUUAAGCAUUUAUGUGACAUUUGCUGUCGGGGGGAGUGUUUUUGUUACUGUUGGCCUGCUUGUGCUUUUAGAAUGGCAGUUAAAUAGUGUGGAAGCAUUGUUCAUUUCAGCUGCUGCAGGCCUCUCUGUUGACUUUGCUGCCAAUUACUGCAUUUCUUACUGCCUGGCCCCACACACUGACCGAUUGGGUAGGGUCGCGUAUUCUCUGAAGAAAAUGGGUUGUCCAGUAGCCAUAGGUGCAGGAGCAUACUUUUGUGUCGGUAUUAUAAUGCUACCAGCGACUGCGCUGCUUUUCCGGAAGCUUGGGAUAUUUCUCCUUCUCGUGAAGUGUGUGGCAUGCGGUUUUGCCACAUUUUUCUUUCAGUCACUCUGUUGCUUCUUUGGACCUGAGAAAAAUUGUGGGAAAAUAAUCAUACCAUGUGCAAAAGAGAGAGCCACAGAAAAUAUACCAUCUUCUUGUUCAGGCGCUGAAGCAGGAAACAACAAUCCAUCAGCUAAUGGUAUGUUCAGCUGUGGUACUAGCACGGGAUCACAUGGGAGAAAAAAUUGUAAUAAAGAAGGUGGCGGAGCAUUCUUGUGCCCCAAUCAGCACCGCCACAGGCAACACCUGUCAAGGCUAGGGAGGGAGCCAGAGCAGUACGAGCUGCAACCUCUUGCCGGUCAUCUAAGUGACAGCUUUGAAAACAGCACUUGCACCAGCAAGCUGUCCAACAGACCUUCUGUUCUUUCAGAUGACAUUGAGUUCUGUGGUCUCAGUCCAAAGCGAUAUUACAACAGGAUUAGCACUGAAUCUGUGAGUGAUGAAAUAUGUAGCAGGCACCUCAAAGGUUGCAACACUCCCCAAGCCGUCCAGACCUCAUCCCCUUACAAAGGAAAAAAAAUGCGGCCUGUAGUAGUUCUUACAGGUGAUCCAGCAAAGGAAAGGCAUUUGUGCAAGAAAUGUCAUAGCCCUGGAAUGAAACUAUGGAACGUCUCCAUGUCAUCCUCUAGCAUGGAAGAUAUCACGGUCAUAGAGACCACAGAUAAUACUAAUAAAAGGUCACUCUCUAUGGAUGGGGCCUAUAGAUGUCAUGCACAUAAAAGACUUUUGUCUUGUCAGUCUCAGAGUUCCACUGAGGGGCUUGAAGAUUCUAACGAGACUUGUUUGAGUGACAUUGAGCCAGCAGUCUCUGUCGCACCAUCCACUGUGACUGAAGGAGAGCUGCGACCAGGUCACCUCAACGGCAAGAGAGAUACUUUGCGUCUGUCUCUGAGAGAAACAGUUUAUGACCCUGGCUCCCCAAGUUCUGGAAGGGGGCGGACAAGCCAAAGUGAGCUGCCUGUAAUAUUGCCAAACAGUCAACCGGAUUUACCUGACGUAUGGAUCAAGAGGGAUGGAAGAGGUGAGGACAACAGUUGAUUUAAUGGAUAUAAAACAGAUUAACAGAGGCCUCAGUGUAUGCUUUUACCACCAUGCUAAAUCCUGAACUUGUGAUGUACUUUGUGCUUGGUGGUGUGCUGAUAAUUUCAGCAUCCAAGAGAUCAUAUCUGUAAAUGCUUACUAAACACAACAGACCUAUAAAUUCAGAGUUAUAUAGAUCCCAGAUUAUAUCGAGAAUUAUUUUCACACUGCUAUCUGCAAUGAGUUUAUGAUAUGUGUUACAAAAAAAUUUUUGGGACUGAUGAAACUGCAUGUCACAGGCAAUACAAGUGUGUGAAGGAGCCUGUUCCACAUGGCCUUGGGUUGCUAUUUCAUAAUACAAAUAUUGUACAUAUUUUCAAAGGAUUAUGGUGCCUGAGAGCAGUUUGCCUAAACAUUACAUAAAAGCAAUUUCCUCUUUUUAAAUACAGAAAAAUAAAGAUAAGGAAUAGGCAUAAAUUAAUCAAGAAAAGUCUGACUAUUUAAUUUGAAACGAUCCAAUCCAAUAAUUUGAUCAUGCUUACUUAUAGGACACAUCAUGUAUUGUCUUGAUAGUAGAACUGUCUCGGAGUUGUUUAUAAGAUGCAUAACUG